Messenger RNA from Thalassophryne amazonica, 1805 nucleotides. RefSeq names its product solute carrier family 52, riboflavin transporter, member 3-B (gene slc52a3-2b). Gene Ontology annotation, cellular component: plasma membrane. Bases 185 to 1543 code for a protein of 452 amino acids. The record is from RefSeq and is a predicted model, not a curated record. Gene Ontology annotation, biological process: riboflavin transport. Lineage: Eukaryota; Metazoa; Chordata; Actinopteri; Batrachoidiformes; Batrachoididae. The transcript has 4 exons. Gene Ontology annotation, molecular function: riboflavin transmembrane transporter activity.
CUGGAGAGCGUCAUGGUGAGAAGGCCCUCGUGCGCGUGUCAAAUACAGCGGAAAGACGGAAGCGGAGUGUGUGUGACCCUUCAGAAGCGUGUGUGAGAGUCGGAACCGGGGGAGGGACACGGAAUGAGUGUGUUAGUCGUCCUGACUUUAAGAUUUUCCCUCUAACCUCAUUCACUCCUCCGUCAUGUCGCUGCUGACUCACGUGCUGGCGUGUCUGUUUGGUAUGGGCUCAUGGGUGGCCAUCAACGGGAUGUGGGUGGAGCUUCCCUUGGUAGUUCAAGACAUCCCUGAGGGCUGGCACUUGCCCUCCUACCUCACAAUCCUCAUCCAGUUGGCCAACAUAGGUCCUCUUUUCAUCACCCUGAUGCAUCGCUUCCAUCCAGGCAUGCUGGACGAGCGUCCGGUAAUCUACGUCAUUGUGGUGCUUGGGAUCAUUGCUACAUUCCUGCUGGCUUUCUUCUGGAAGCACACAGUGCAAGUCGGAGCCUCUUCGCGCAGUUUGCCCUUCCUGGUUUUAAGCUUCCUGCUUUCUGUAGUGGACUGCACCUCCUCGGUCACCUUUCUACCCUUCAUGAUGCGGCUGCGUCCACAGUACCUCACUACAUACUUCACUGGUGAAGGCCUCAGUGGUCUGGUGCCUGCGCUGGUGGCUCUGAUUCAAGGUGUUGGGGUGGUCCACUGUCAAAAUGCCACUGUGGCUGGUGCUGAUAAUGGGACUACAGUUGGCAUUGCAGAGUUAAAAGCCGUCUACAUGCCAGCAAAAUUCUCUGCCCAGGUCUUCUUCCUGUUCCUCAGCGCCAUGAUGGUCGUGUGCCUGGUAGCCUUCAUCCUGCUCAUCCAUCACCCAGCCGUGGCUCGAGAGAGAAAAUGCAACCUGUACUUCAGCAGUGAUUUGGACUCACAGCAGAAAGAACAAAGUCUGCCUCUACAGGACACAACGCCAGAGCAGAAGCCUGUGAUCAAUACUUUGGAGACUGUAAAGAGGACACCUCGCAGUUCUUUUGGGAGGGGGACGUACAGCAACGUGGAGGUGGUGUUUAUCUUCACAGUGCUCGCCUGGGUCAAUGCUCUGACCAACGCUGUUCUGCCAGCAGUGCAGUCCUACUCAUGUCUGCCUUACGGGAAUCAGGCCUACCACCUGGCUGCCACCAUGGCAGCAGUCGCCAACCCAGUGGCUUGCUUCAUCGCCAUGUUUAUACCGAUACGGUCUCUCAGGUUUAUGGGUCUUCUCACUGUGCUUGGGACUGGAUUUGGUGCCUAUAUCAUGGCCAUGGCUGUGCUGAGUCCUUGUCCUCUGCUGGUCCACAACACCUCGGGAACAGUGGUCAUAGUGUUCACAUGGAUCGUGUUCGUCCUGUUCUUGUCCUAUGUGAAGGUCAUCAUUGGAGUGAUUCUGAGAGACGAGGGACACAGCGCCCUUGUGUGGUGUGGUGCAGUAGUGCAGUUGGGCUCGAUGGUUGGCGCUCUGUCCAUGUUCCCGCUGGUCAGCGUGUACGGACUUUUUAAGUCAGGUGACGCUUGCAACACCAAGUGUCCAACAUAGAGUGAACAUGUUUACUUUAAAGCUAUUGCAGUACAAGACUACUGGUACUACAAAGGUCAUGUGUCAGUUCUUGAUUUUGUGUGAGAGAUGUUUAGUUUGUUUGUAAGGAUAUUUAAAGACUUGCUGUUAGUUUGUUCUUCACCAAGAGGCCAAAGCUGUUACUUGAAUUUCUAACAGAGUGAAUUAUUUUUGCUUUUCUAUGAAAAUGUGGGACAGUUGGUCUUAAAAUGUGUCUUAAUGCAAUAAAAGCAGUGUAACUUGG